AUGAAAGAAGGUCAGACGAUGAAGAUACAAAGGUCAAAACCUGCUGGAAGGCUGUAUGUGAAAGCAGUAUUUGCUGGCUAUAAGCGUUCGCAACGAAAUCAGCAUGAACACACAUCUCUUUUAAAACUCGAGGGUGUCCACAAUAAAAUAGACGCUCAGUGGUAUGUAGGAAAGAAGGUUGUGUAUGUUUAUAAAGCAUACAAAAAGACCAAAGUACCUGGCAGGGCACCGAAGCGAGUUCGAGCAAUCUGGGGAAAGAUUACUCGAGUGCAUGGAAAUGUUGGUACAGUCAAGGCGAAAUUUCACCGUAAUCUUCCUCCGAAAGCUAUGGGACAGCGUGUACGUGUGGUAAUAUAUCUGUAUGAGACGGCAUUGGAUCAUGCAACAUUGUUGAUCUAUGCAAUUUGUGACCUGAGUUUUCAGUUUUUAGUUCGGUUGAGCCAAACAAGAAGUGUUUGUUUGUUAAUGCUUGUUCAACAUUACAACAGUUCUGAAAUCAGUUGUUGUGUCAAAUAUACCAUCUUUGGAUUCAAUGUAUUAUUUUGGAUCAUUGGUUUUGCUCUUCUAGCAGUUGGUGUUUGGGCUCAUUUUGAGAAGAACAGUGCUUAUUCUUAUCUCAAUAAAGCAUCGAAAUUCUAUCUUGACCCGGCAGUAUUUUUAAUUUUUGCUGGUGGCCUUAUAUUUCUCAUCGGUUUCAGUGGUUGCGUGGGCGCCCUACGAGAAAACACAUGUUUUCUAGCUCUGUAUUCAACAAUCAUCGGUCUUCUUUUAUUAGCGGAAUUAGCUUUAGUUAUUUUGGUUUUUGCAUCAAAAGAUUGGAUCACUCAAGAAUUCUUCACCAGAUUAGAUGAUACGGUGAUAAUGUACAGAGACGACCCAGAUUUACAAGCGCUUAUUGAUUGGGUUCAAAUAUAUUUCAAGUGUUGUGGAAUGAGGUCGCCAAAUGACUGGGAUAUGAACAUAUAUUUCAAUAAAUCAUCGCAGCAGUUUUCUUCUCCUGAAGCUGGUGGAGUACCAUAUUCAUGUUGCAAAAAGAUGCGUGGAGUAAAUGACGGUCCAAUCAACUUUUUUUGCGGCCAUGGUGCUAGACUUUUCAAAGAGGGUUUAAGUGAGUCGAUACACAGUGAGGGUUGUACACCUAAAAUCGAAAAUUAUCUGUCACAAAACAUGACAUAUGUUGCUGUUGCAGUGAUCCUUGUUGCAGUAAUUCAGAUUCUGGGUAUAUUAUUUGCACAAAAUCUUCGAAGUGAUAUAUUUGCACAGCGUGCGAGAUGGUAUACUGGUAGAUGA
Messenger RNA from Thelazia callipaeda (thelaziosis nematode), 1290 nucleotides. Lineage: Eukaryota; Metazoa; Nematoda; Chromadorea; Rhabditida; Thelaziidae. The record is from the annotation of a GenBank genome assembly.